Messenger RNA from Klebsormidium nitens, 762 nucleotides. Lineage: Eukaryota; Viridiplantae; Streptophyta; Klebsormidiophyceae; Klebsormidiales; Klebsormidiaceae. The record is from the annotation of a GenBank genome assembly.
AUGGCAUCGUCUGCGGCGGCGCUUCUGGCUGGACAGCAUGCAGGCGUUGCGGCUUCUCCUUGGCAGACAGAGAGGGUUAUUGGUGCAGCAGGGCUCUCGGAAAACCUCAGCUCGUCAAAUAAUCCGCGCGGCCUCUCAUACUCCUCCGGCAUCUCGGUCUUGUUUGGUCGGAACGCCUCUUUUUAUAUGAAGCAGGCGGCGUUGGAGGGAGAAAGGAGAAACAAGCUUGCCGGUCUUCAGGAGGCGGUGGUCCAUCAUGCAGUGAGAUUUCCUGCUUCUCAAAAGCUGGUCUCCGGUGCAUGCUCCGUCUCCCGCCGGAAGAACGUGAUCGCAGCGGUGCUGCCGGACACCAGGGGGAAGGGCCUCCGACUGGGACGUACCUCGCCAGAGUGGCCGCACAGGGGUCUGCCGACUUUCCCUGAAGGCACGGCCGCUCGUGGAAAGCGGUCCCAGACCGUGGCAGCUGCGAAGAAGCCAAACGUGGUCCUGUCAGAGAGCGAACAGGAGCUCUUAAGGCAGAUGGGGCAGCUGUACGAUAGCAAACAACAAGAAGUUCAGAAACAGAUGGAGGACAUGAAGAAGCAAUUUGCGGAUCAAAAGCAGUUACUGGGAAGCCUAGUAGAAGCAAGUGCGCGUCAGGAAGUGAGCAGGAUUUUUGGGGAGAAUUACGUAAAGCAACUACUGGCCCGCUCGCUCCAGGAUCUGGCGCUCCUACUCCCGGAAGAGCGGUGCAUAGGAGCGGCACACCCAGGCAAGUACUAA